AUGAAUGUUCCUAACACCUCAUGCAUAGACAUCAGUACUGCGGAACCCUCACAGUCUCUCAAUCCUUCAUUCUGUCAACCUGGAGGAAGAUUCAGGUUCGCUAUGCAAGCACCUACUGUGCCUCCCAACCCAGAUCUAAACAACCGAUAUACUAUUGGGAGGAAAGGCAAUGCGAAGCAAGCUCACAUAAGUGUAACCGGCCCUAGUGCAGCUAAUUCGGUUGCACCACCAACUACCUUUGUGGACCAGAACAUCGACCCAGACUUAUGGGGCAUCAAUGAGGUUGAAUGUCAAUCAUUUGAGGCAAGCGUCAGCUCUGACGACGAUGGUGAAGAAGAUGAUGAUGAGGAGGGGGAGGAAGAUGGGGAGGAGGAGGAUGAAGAGGAGGAGAUGAGAUUUUCUGGGGAAGAUUUGCCCCCUUCGCAACCACGAGUCACUCGUCCUAUUACGCUGGAAUUUGACUUUCAAUAUUCACGCGAUGAAGAUGAUGUGGUUGCUCAGACCAGUGUCUUACAUGCAGCUAAUCCCUCCAUGUUGUCCGUACAGCAGUCCAGCAGUUCACAGAUUCCUUCGGAUACCUCGCCUAUGCAGCCACAGCUACAGGAUGUUCAGAUCACAAUAUCACAGCCCAACAAUGUAUUGAAAUGCCACCACAAGAAGAAUAGCCAGCCACAUCUUCCUGAUCCUGAAGCUCUCGAGUUGUUGCAUCAAGUUGAGUCCGAUGAUGAUUGGCGGUCUAAGACUAAACGAUCGAAGAAACCGAGUGACGGACCAAAGCCAACUCAACUAGCAUGGUAUGGUCCGCAAUGGAAAAGCUUUCUCAAGGAUGCUAAAGGAGAAUGUUAUGCGCAACAUGCCCUGGAGAAUCCAUUUCCGGCUUUAGCUGCUGAUUUACCGUCGUCCGUAUGCAAGGUUCUCAUUUCAGUCUUAGUUGCAUGGGACCAAGAUGGUAAACAGUUUGAAGCCGGGAUCUGGCCACAGCAAAAAUCUAACAUGGCUCGACUGAAAUCCGCUGCAAGUCUUGCACCUCAAUCAUAUUUGCUCAUUCUCCCACCUUCGAUCCCCUUUCAAGAACAUGCAGAGUGGGUAGAACACGCUGCUGCAGCCUUACUUGAAGGAUCACUCUUCUUACGCUUUGGAUUAGAUGAAUAUGGGAAAACAAGGAAUUUUGCUCAUCCUGCACUUCACAUAUUCCACAACCAAUUGCCUGUGUCAUGUCUGGCUUUGGUUAGCGCAGCGUACAACUGCAUCCUCGAUGGUCUCACGAAGAACAGCAAUGGAAAAUAUUACCCGAAGUUUACUGUGAGGGAAUAUGGCCUUAUCUACUCCAAAAUGGUCCAGAUGCUCGACAACAUCCUUCAGGAUCUGUACCAUGGCCCUAAGUUGUUGGUGCAGCUGCGGGAGUGGGCUGAAGCUGGAUGGGCUGCAAGUUUGAGGGUCGAUGGAGCUAUGGAGACUCGACAUGACCACCUGCAGAUCAUUCUUGACUGA
This is a messenger RNA of Suillus fuscotomentosus, 1491 nucleotides long. RefSeq lists its product as uncharacterized. The transcript is spliced from 10 exons. The record is from RefSeq and is a predicted model, not a curated record. Lineage: Eukaryota; Fungi; Basidiomycota; Agaricomycetes; Boletales; Suillaceae. Bases 1 to 1491 code for a protein of 496 amino acids.